Messenger RNA from Electrophorus electricus (electric eel), 2487 nucleotides. RefSeq names its product acetyl-CoA acetyltransferase 2 (gene acat2). Lineage: Eukaryota; Metazoa; Chordata; Actinopteri; Gymnotiformes; Gymnotidae. The record is from RefSeq and is a predicted model, not a curated record. Gene Ontology annotation, molecular function: acyltransferase activity, transferring groups other than amino-acyl groups.
UGAAGCAACAUGUUCGCCUGAUCAGUUAGACGCUAGUAAACAGGAACUGGAUUCGUAGCUAGGAUACUGCACCGAAAGACGUAGAAAAUGAACACCGAUCCAGUUGUAAUUGUCUCUGCUGCCAGAACUCCUAUAGGGUCUUUCAAUGGUGCAUUAAGCAGUGUACCCCUUCAUGAUUUGGGCACUGUAGUCAUUAAGGAGGUUUUGAAGAGAGCCAGUGUAAAGCCAGAUGAUGUAUCUGAGGUCAUCAUGGGACAUGUCCUCACUGCAGGUCAGGGGCAGAACCCCACCAGGAAGGCCAGUGUCGGAGCUGGCAUCCCAUAUUCAGUACCAGCAUGGGGCUGUCAGAUGGUGUGUGGCUCUGGUCUGAAAGCGCUGUGUCUUGGGGCUCAGGCCAUCAUGACAGGAGAGUCCACUGUGGUGGUGGCAGGCGGUAUGGAGAGCAUGAGUCAGGCACCUCACACUGUGCACAUGCGGUCAGGAAUAAAGAUGGGAGAUGCUUCACUGCAGGACUCCGUAGUGGCAGAUGGACUCACGGAUGUUUUUCACAAAUGCCACAUGGGCAUCACUGCGGAGAAUAUUGCUAAGCAAUGGGGCGUGACCCGCGAGGCUCAGGACCUGUAUGCUGUCACUUCCCAGAACAGAACGGAGGCUGCCCAGAAGACAGGCUACUUCGACCAGGAGAUUGUGCCAGUUAUUAUUCCUUCUAGAAAAGGGCCAGUAGAAGUGAAGGUUGACGAAUUCCCUCGUCAUGGCAGUAACAUGGAGGCCAUGUCCAAGCUGAAGCCAUGUUUUGUAAAGGACGGCUCUGGAACAGUCACUGCUGGCAAUGCAUCAGGGAUAAAUGACGGAGCUGCAGCUACUGUUCUCAUGAGCCAAUCAGAGGCUCAGAGGCGGGGCCUGCGCCCGAUGGCACGAAUCAUCUCAUGGGCCCAGACAGGACUUGACCCAUCCAUUAUGGGCACAGGGCCAAUCACAGCCAUCAGGAAGGCAACAGAGAGGGCGAGCUGGCAGCUGGCUGAAGUGGACCUGUAUGAGAUCAACGAGGCCUUUGCUGCUCAAUGUGUGGCAGUGGUGCAGGAGCUCGGCCUCGACCCCAGCAAGGUGAAUGUCUGUGGAGGGGCUAUAUCCCUGGGACACCCUCUGGGUAUGUCUGGCUGCAGAGUGUUGGUGACCCUGCUGCACACACUCCAGAGGACUGGGGCCAAGAAGGGGGUUGCUUCACUGUGUAUUGGUGGUGGAAUGGGAAUUGCUAUGUGUGUAGAGAGAGUCUAAGAGUGUUAUCCUUCUCACAGUCUCAUACACACACACACACACACACACACACACACACACACACACACACACACACACAUUGCUGUUAUGGAGACCUGGAUCAGUUCUUACAGUGAUUUGUAGGUUUUAAUGCAUCUAUGAAUUCUAUUUUUCUAAAUAAGUCAUAUGUUAUUUGUGAUAUAUUUAAAGCAAUGGUAAGUUAACUGCUCUAUGUUAAUUUUCAGGAAAACCCGCACAUCUGUAAUGUUCAACAAGAGAUUGUUCGUGGAGAAAGGUUUAUAGAAUUUCCAUCUGUGUCCAGUAAAGUCUUGUUUAAUAUUUAUGUAGAGUGCAGUGUUGGGAAUUAACAUAUCUUUUCUUGAAUUAUGUGAAAUGUAUUGAUUUUGAAUGUGAACAACACACCCUCAGUCUUACAAUAGCUGCUUUGUGAGUGCAGACUGCUCCUACAUUGAAUCACCUCUUAUGUGAAAAGUGAAUCUGAAACAUUAGAAGGAGUACACAACUCUGAGGACCUGACCUCCAGUUCAGAAGUUAGCUUCUGCUUUGUGCUUCAAAGCCUCCCACUUCCACCUCCACAAGCAAGACAAGUGUCCAAGUCAGACAGAGAGGAAGAGGUAGCACACGGAGGUGGGAGGGGCAAAAUGUUGUCAUGAGCAACAAAGGGAAAAUGAGUGCAUAUGGUAAGUUAGUUAAAAGGGUGGAGAUUCCGUUGUGGUCUGUUCCCCAAACUUCAAUUAUUGUGUGACGAUGCAAAAACUAAAUUUAGUUUUAAAGCAACAAUACCUUUAGCCUUCACACAUUCCACUUCCUGUAAAUGUAACUAAUACUGGGCUUUAGAACUUUCAUGGUGUUGAUUGAUUUGGUGUGAAGCUGGGCCACAUUGUCUCAUGGUUAACCUGUUACUAGUGUGUCAUGCAUUGUAAAAUCAUAAAGAAAUACCCUGUAUACUGGUCUGCAGAUGAAAGGUACAGCUAGUAGAACCAAUCCCAGAAUGCAGGACUGUAGACUUGCCUUAGAAUGCAGUCACCAUGUUCCAUAAGGCUGAACUAACCUCUGUGCUGUGCUUCCUGUAGAUAACCCUAUUAGCAGAAGGUACUGAAUACUGUAAUAUCCUGCAGUAUGCUCGUGUAAGAUUUAAUUCGCAAGGGACCAUAUGUUUACAUAAAUAAACUCAGCUGUGUAUCUCUUCAAUAAAUAAAGAAUUCACCAUGA